Molecule: messenger RNA, 8431 nt
Organism: Paramuricea clavata
Lineage: Eukaryota; Metazoa; Cnidaria; Anthozoa; Malacalcyonacea; Plexauridae
Source: the annotation of a GenBank genome assembly
AUUUAAUUAAACAAUUAGAAUUUGGGCCAAAGUUUAAUAUGUCUGUGCUGAAAUCUUUAGAAAGUCUUGAUGGUAUGUUGUUAAUCUUAUUGGAAAGCUUUCUUGGUUCUUUAUGUAUAUUUUGGAUUCAAUUCAUUUUAACAUACACUUUCUAUCUGUGUCAAUAGGGUUUUCAUCAGCUGUGAAAGCCAUCAAUCAAGUUCCACAAGACCUUCUUUUUGAAAUGGUAUAAAAUCAUAUUUUGGAUUCUUGCACUUCACUUGGUGGAGUUAAUAUUAGAAUGUUAGGGUUUGUAAUCCAAGUGAGAAUGUAUACAUUUUAAGACCUAACCAGGAACGACUGCGAAAAAUGCUCAAUGGUUUAAUUCAGUAGGUUCAAUUCCUACCAGAGGACCUUGUGCUGCAUUUUUCACAGUCAUAACCUGGUUAGGUCUUAAAAUGUAUAUAUUCUCACUUGGAUUACAAACCCUAUCAUUCUAAUAUUAAUUCCACCAAGUGAAGUGCAAGAAAUAUCCAAAUCAUUGAAGUCCACCUAUAAUUAUCACAACCCGCACACCCGAUUACCUAUAUAUACGUGAACAUACGGUUACAGCUUAACAGCUGGCCUCUGUAGCUCGGUUGGUUAGAGCGCUGCACCGGAAUCGCCGGGCCGUAGGUUCAAUUCCUACCAGAGGACCUUGUGCUGCAUUUUUUGCAGUCGUUCCUGGUUAGGUCUUAAAAUGUAUAUAUUCUCACUUGGAUUACAAACCCAAACAUUCUAAUAUAAAAUCAUAUUUACCUGCAAAAUACUAUAAAUAGUUUAUGAAAUUAUGCCUAUUGUUAAUGUUAAAUACACAACCCCAUCCCCUCUAAAACAAUAGUAAAAUUAUCUGGCAUUAGACAGAGUCACAGAGUAAUAAAAUUGGGAAGGUUCUUCAACUAUUUAAGGCCCAGGUUGGAAUCUGUCAAAAUUUUACGCUGGAGGUUGUGCCAAGUGGACACCGACUAAUUACGCCACAUCCAGAAAUAUAUUUUCAAUGAAAACGGAAAUGGCCGCAUAAUAUUGAUCACCUAACCAGUUGGCAGUGAAGAACUUAAAUCCAAGUCAGUUGAAGAGUACCAUUUCAAAUAGAUAUUCAAAGAGUUCAAGACCUUUAUACCUCAAGAUGUAUAAAUAAAUAAUUUGGUAUUACAGCGUUUUACACCCCGCCGAUGAUCAGGUGAUCAUUCAUUUGCUCUGCACGCCCGCCAAUGUAGUAAAAUAUCAAUAACAUUUUACACCGGAGAUAUCCAGCGUAACACCUAUGGAUUCCAACCUGGUUUAAGGCCUGUUCAUACAGCAUGUGGCCGACUGGCCAUCCACUUACUUCAGACCUAUUUUACUAUUAAAUAACAAUUUGCAUUGUAUUCCUAUGAGAAAGCAGGCUACUGGGCCUCAUCUUGGUAAUGGUUGAGUAAGCUGACACCAUAUGUACAUGUAGGUACAUGCAUGUAGCCAGACUGCAUUUUCUGCACCGCAUGCGGAAGAACUUCCGCACAUAUUUUUGAUGCUUUCUAUAUAUUUACUAUUAAAUUUUCGAGAUCUCCGGCGCACAAUUUCCAAACUUUCCAGUCUGGCCAGGCAGGAUGAAAAAUUGUCCAAUGAUCUUGCAUGAACCCAAGGGGCCAUCAUCAUGGCAGAAAUCUUGUACACUUGAUUCAGAAAUUAGGUUUAGGAAUCAAGAAAUCAACUUGAAAUAAACUGAAAAUCAGACUAUUUCAAAAUCAGAAAUCAUGCACAAAAGUGCCAGCAAUGAAUUAGACUUGAAUAUUGGGAAAUUGGAAAGAACGACAUAUUGCAUCCAUUUUUGCAUUUUUAUGACAGCACUCUAAUUUCACAGUUUUCAUGAUAUUCCAAUUUCAAAUUGCUCCUGAGUUGGAGUGAAUACAUUUAUAAAUAUUAAAAUAUACAAACAUUGCUGUAACUAAUAUAUUCAGGUAAUCUUGAAAUCAUGUACAAUACAGAAAUCAGGAUUUCAGCUGAAAUCUUGUAAUUGCUCUGGACGGCUGUGGUGAACCCCUUGUAUUGAACACCCAAAUUUCUCCCAUUCAUGAGCCUGUGACACAGGCUAACUGAAUUUUGGAUUUUUCUGUUUAUAAAUUAUUUUUACAGUACUUAUUAUAAAUAAAUAUAGUUUUGUUUUGUAUAUCCACCUGGAUAAAUUCCUGCCCUCGUUACCUUGUACUAGUGAAGUGUCUAGCUCCCAGCUUCCCUUCAUGCAGUUUGGUGAAUCUAAUUAAAUAAUGGAACAUGUCUUUACUGUUAUUGUCAGUUACAGUACUGUAUAGUAAUUCAAUAUUUGUUUUAAUUUCCAGUGCGAAGAUGUUGCAUCAAUGCUACAAUAUAAAACCAGUUUUAUACCGUUGGAUCACUACAAAAUGGUUAGUCAACUUAACCCAUAAAAUUAAGUCACAGGUACAUCCUAUAUACAGCAAUUCUUAUUGGCCAAUAAUAAUCCAACUCAUCGGGAUGAGUAACGGAUAACCCCUGAUGCAAGUUGUCAGUAACCUGGCAAAUAAAGAGUGAGGCCAUGCAUGCACUUGAAAACUAAUUGGAAAAAUGUUCAACAGUCUUACUUCUCCAAAUAAUAGAGAGGUUCCGAUUUGACUUCCACCAUAUAUCAAACACAUCUGAUUGGAUAAUGGUCCCUAAAUCGUAAAAUCUGAAGUCUGAACCUGUCUAUUAAUUUCAACUAUUGCAGAUACUAUACUGCUGUCUUACAUGCCCCUGACAUGCAGAUGGCUUGAUGUACAGUACAGUGUUAUUUAUUCACAAAAUUGUUUUAAUUUAUGUUAUUUAAUUACUCCGGGGAAAAUUUCCCCUUUGCCCCCCCCCCCUCUGUGCAGCCCUGGACUCGCAUGAACCCAGGUAUACAUACUGUACCCUGAGCUGGUGACUUGAUGUUUUACUCAGGUACCGUACUGUAUGUACAUAUAAUUAUACACUGUAGCCAGCUCAGGUUUUGUUUGCUUCAGAAUAAGGUGAUGCCUCCUGUUUAUUUAAUUAGACAAACUACCUAUAAGCCAAUUCAAAGGACUUCGGGAUAAAUUGCAGUUGAACUAUAAGUCGAAGCCGGGACUGGGAGAAACAGAAUAUGCAAAUAUGUUCAAUCAUCUGAAUAUGCAAAAAUGUGCUAAAAAACAAUUAGUUUCCUCAAGCUAAUUUACUCGCCUUAAAUUUGAAAAUAUAAUCCUUAACAUACCUUUCUUUAUUGUGCAUUUUGCUUUACACAGAAUGACAAAAUAUUCUAGUAAUAAAGUUGCAUGGUAUUUAAUGACAGUCUUAUUGUAGCUCUGAAAAAGUGAAACACAAAUAAUGAUUCAACAAUUUAAUACAUACUUUGACAUGCAUACACUUAUCAGGGUGUCCAUGGGUCUUGAAAAUCCUGGAAAGUCCUUGAAUAUUGGAAAAAACUAAUUCCAGGACAGGAAAGUCCUUGAAAAUCAGUGCUCAGAAGUCCUUGAAAGUACUGGAAUUAAUUUCCUUAACCUCUAUAGCUGUGCCAACAUUAGUGAUUUUGAUUAAAGUUACUGAAUAAAGUGAAUUAAUUAUUUACAGCGAAUCCAUGCCAUUUUCAAAGAUUUUUCCCAGUUCUAGGUCCUUGAAUUCACUGAAAAAGGACCUUGAAAGUCCUGGAAAAGUCCUUGAAUUUCACCUUCACCAAAGGGUGGACACCCUGACUUAUAAUUUAUAUUUAAUGCUUCCGGUCUCCGUGCUACAUUCAGGGGCGCACAUUCAACAAAUUGCUGGGGUUGGAGGGUUCAGACGAUCUGGGACCGACUAUCUUGUACUCUACAACCAGUGGCAGCGGAGCAGGGUUUAUUUUCGGGAGGAAUUAGUUCCAGCUGAGUUGGGAACUAUUAAGUUAAAAUUUUCAGCCAAGGAAAAAUUUGCAAAAAUGAGGCUCGGAAAUGCCAUUUCUUGCACUUUCCGGCACUGGGUUGAAGAAUUUCGAUGAAAAAAUGCUCCUGUCUACACCAGACAAUUGUGGCUUGUGGGUAAAACAACUCUCAUAGCAGAAGUUCGGGACCGACUUUUGUCUCAGGCAAAACUGGGAAGUGACUCCCCCUGGCUACAAUCCCUGCUACAUUUUAUGAUUCAACUGCAAUUUAUCCCGAUGAAGAACACAUCAUUUGGAUGCGCAGUCGAUACUCUGAAUUGGCUUAAUGCGCAUGCUGAUUCCCAGCUAUUGUCCGAAUCUCACACAAUUAUACUACGUUAUAGUGUUUAAGUCACACAUGUUCGGACAGCGAUAUUGAUCCAAAACUCGUGGUGAAUGGUCUAACUCACGUGUUUAGGUAGAGUACGGUAUGACUUUGUUACAUUUGUUUGACUGUAGUGUAGAUUAUAAGUGUAUGAGCAACAAAAUUUAAAUUUGUUCAUUUUGUUGAAAGAACUUCCUAACUGGGUAAAAUUUUUGACCGUCCACAUUAAGUAAAAACUUCAUAUUUUUGUAUGCCAGAUUAGUGGAUUUAUCUUUCCAAAUUUAUCUUUCUAGAAUAUAAAGUAUAAUGUAAUAUUGUGCACAAAAUUAUGCAUCUAUAGGGAUUGAAAAAUAUAUUUUCAGGUCAGCUGCUACGGGAAAAGUAACGGCGGAAUCACUGUACAAUGAACUUAAAUCCAACGGAACUUUAAAAGAGGACGUUUUGACCACCCUGAAACGUGUUUGGAGUGAACAGGUACAGUAUAUGUGACUAAUAUGAAACGUGAUGAAUGAAAGCAUGUGUACAGUGCUGUAGUUUUUAUAUUGUCGUCACAUUAGGCAUAAAGUACAAAUAGUUCCUGAAAAUCAUAUCGUAUCGCCAAUGUUACUGCAUGUACAUUAAUUUUGUUUUGUUUUCCAUUGUGGACAGUAUUUGCAGUUCAAAUUCAUGUUUCAAUUCAUAUUGGGACGGAUAUUAGCAUCAUUGUUUUUCUACUGUACGCGAAUGUUAAUGAGCCUUCUUGGAUUCGUUCAAUUUCAGUCAAGAAGAUCCUAUCUUAAAAUCCUAUCUUGAACACACUGAACCGUUAUUUCACAAGUUGAAGAUCUUAAAUAUUUUUAAGAUCAAUGAUUGCUUAAGUUGCUUAUUCAUGUACCGUAUUAAUUACUUCCAAAAUUUACCUGAAUUUUUUAAUAAUUACUUCACGCGGAAUAGUGAAAUACAUCGUUAUAAUACUCGAAAUGCAAACAAAGUUCACGUUAACUAUAGAACAAAUUUCACGUUAACUAUGCCAAACAUACCGUUAUUAACAAGGGAAUUGAAAUAUGGAAUUCCCUUGAUGAAAAGAUUAGCAAUAUUAGGUCUUAUUUUACUUUUAAAAUAAAAUCAAAGAUAUUCUUUUUGGAAUAUAUUUGAUUGUCAUCAAACAAGUCAUAAUGUUUGUAUAUACGCAUCAGAAAACACAAAGCCUUCAUUCUUGUAUAUAGAAAAAUAAUUUUUAGUUAAAUUAAACUUUUCUUCUUCUUAAUACUUAGUUAUGUAAUAAUCAUUACUUGUAAAUAUUCUGUUCGACUCUCAAAAAUUAUUCUUAUGAACAUUGUAAAACUAGGGACCUCUUACCAAAAAGCCUGAAAGGGUUUCAUUAAGGUCCCUAGCCCUUCACGUUGUUAUUAUAGCACUGUAAUUAUGUAAACUUUUUAUUGGGCAAAAUAAAUAAAAAAAAAAUAAUAAUAAUAAGACGAGGCCAAGAAGGCUUUAAAACUUAAAAGAUGCACGUGAAAGAACACUUUUAAUUUGCGUCUAUUGUGAAAGUGGUCUAGGUCGUAUUAAAACCCUUUAACUCGGUGCUUCUUCAUUCAAUGACACAUGUACAGUGUAAAUGUAAUUAUAGCUAUUGAAUCGUGAGAGAGGAAUAUUUUUUUCAAUCUUUAUUUAGGGUCAUUUAGUUUCGAACUCGAAUUUAGAUCAAAGCUUUACUGUCGGUCAGGUAAGAAGCGUUAUCUCUGCCCAUUGUCUAACAACAUUCAACGCAAACUUUAUCUUGACAUUAUAAUCUUGAACAGUCUGUGCCAGUGUACAGUAGGUAGUGUGCCCUUAAUAAGAAAACUUCGGAUUUAUAGGGAUGCAACUACCUGAAAAAUACAAGGAGAACUUUCGAGCGAAGGCUCUGCGUCGGGGAGUUACUUUCAGAUAGUUGCAUCCCUAUCAAUAAGAACUUUUCUUUUGUCUUGAUAAACAAGUAUAUCAGCGGGUUUUAACAAUAUUCGUAUAUAAAGUUAGUUGAAGGAUGCAAUCUGAUUGUAUUCUUAAACCAAGUUCUUCCAUUCUGUACUAGCUUGCGAACAGUCUCUCAAGGUGAAUUGAGAGCCUGCACUGAUGGCAUACAACUUUGAAUAUCUGCGUCUCGAAUCGGGACGCGAAAUUCUCAUUGGUCAGAUGCUAUAAUUUAUACGUUUCCGCUGAGCUCUAUAUAUGUCAACUGCUGAAGCACUAUGCAUAAAAAACACAUUAACUGAUCAAAUUUGUCUUGGCCAUCUUAUCUCAAAGCACGAAAUGUUCUGUUUUGAGAAACUGUUUUGUUUUAAACUUUUGCUUGAAUAUCUUAUAUUUCGAAAAACAGUAUAAACUGUACGGUCUAAAUUUAGUUUGUACGGUCUAAAUUUAGUUUGCACGAAACUUGUACAUAACACCAUAUAAUGAUAGACAUUCCAUAUUUGGAAAAACGAACGUUACGGGGCAGAUAUUCAAAAUUGUAUAUCAUCAGUGCAGGCUCUCAAUUCACCUUGAGAGCCUGUUCUCAGGCUAAUUCUGUACUUCAUUGCAUGUAUUUGUAUGAAAUAGUUAUCCAUUGGGUCAAAAAAGACAUGAAGUAGUUUCCACGCUGCUUUGGUCGAAGAAUAUAUGUUGUUGAAUACUUUUUUUGUUUUUCAUGUGUAGUUGUUAGAUAUUCAAUGGAAACUAAGUGUUGGCAUGAGUUCUACCAACUGCAAAGGUUUAAAUUCUCCAUUCGUUACUGCCUUGGUCAAAUCAACGGAUUCAUUUGGAAAAGUUUCAAGUAAUUCAUUUGAAAUGACGUUAUCAGAAUUUAAGGUAAGGUCAUGACAAUCAGACGGUCUCCGACCUCCUAUAUAUUAUUGGACUAAAAGCAAUGUGUAUAGCACCUGAGUCGAACCUUUUCUUACGGAUACCUUCCUCCAUAUUCCAUUGGAUUUGCUCAAUACAGUGGGAACUUACACUACCAAAUGGUAACAAUUAUAUGCCAACCGCAGAUAUGUUCGACACCUAAUUUUUAUUUGUUUAUUUAGAAAUUUGCAACUGAAAUGCGAGACAUUUCUACCAUUAUGGAAACUAUGUGAAAAGAGAAUUUACAGCAUGGUCAUACAGUACAUGUAAAUGGUAUAAUCAAUAAUCCCGUACAGCAUGAACAACACAGAGACUUUGUAUUUUUGAUGAGAUUUUAACACAGUUUACGAUUUUGUAGUUUAGAAUUAAGUUGCCUGUGUCAGACUAAAAAUUCUGCUGGAUGUAUUAGCUCCAUACACAUAGUAUAUUUGGAGUAAGAACUCGCGUCCAAAUAGUGAAGCCAAAAAUGUCGGAAAUGCACAUCCAGUGCCUUUCCAUGCUGUGGGUUAAUAUAGGAAGCUGCAAGAAAGUACCGAAAUUUCCUGUUUUGACUUCGAUUGUAAUAAAGAAUAACACGAAACAACAUUCUGGUGCAACAUUUUUGUAUCAAUUUACAAUACUUUACGAACAUUUUAAAAAACAGAUUGAGUUAUUUUCUAGUGCACUGUUUGUUUGAUAUGCAGGGUGCAUAAUUCGCGUAUACCAACGUACCGGAGGUACGCCAAAAUUAUACGGUCUGGUACUUUAUAAUUUGCUAUUCGAGUACUUCCAUUUUCCUUCUAGCAAUUACUAGCAAAUCUUUAAAGGUAUUCAAAACCGUCAAUAACUUUAGCUGGACAUGUAAAUUCCACACAGCAUGUAUCCGACAUAUUUUGGGAUCAAACAAGGUUGUCAACUUUGUUAUAAGUGUUUUUGGCGUCUAUACGUAGGUAGUAGACGCUUCAUAUAUGCUAUCGAUUAGAGAGUAGAGUGGAGGAUUCACUAUAGUUCUCGAAGAUUUCAGAAUUACCUCAAACGUUUAGAUCACAUUGAAUGGUUUACUGCAUGGUCUAAAAGCAAAAACUAUGGACAAUUUUGUAGAAACAAAAUAAUUAUUAAUCUUUAAUGGUAUUUGUACGACAUAACAUAACAAUUUUCAAAACAUUCUUGCUACUCGAGUGCCCAUCGCUCAGUUACACUAGAUUUGACCGAGGGUGCUAACAGCCUGACCUCAUCGAACCAUUUAUGGACAUACUGUAUAGCGUUAACAAGCGUUGUUGGAAAAGUUUUAUUCCUGUUAUUAGCAAUUCAUUAAAAUGUUUAUCAUGAACUAACUAAAUGAAUAAAUGUGGAGAAUUUAAGUUUUAUGUUUGAUAUAUUGCGUAAUA